CCCGCCCGCCCUCGUCGCCGCCGCCGCCGCCGAGGCGCUCUGGGCUCUCGGAGCCGACAUGGGCGCCUCCGCGUGGGCGCUGCCGCCCCUGCCGCUGAGAGCCUCUCUCCUCGUGCUGUUCCUGCCGCACCCCGGGAUGCCCGCGGGCUCCUGGGACCCGGCUGGUUACCUGCUCUACUGUCCCUGCAUGGGUCGCUUUGGGAACCAGGCUGAUCACUUCUUGGGCUCUCUGGCAUUUGCAAAACUGCUGAAUCGCACCUUGGCUGUACCUCCAUGGAUUGAGUACCAGCACCACAAGCCUCCCUUCACCAAUCUCCAUGUGUCUUAUCAGAAGUACUUCAAGCUAGAGCCCCUUCAGGCCUACCACCGGGUCAUCAGCCUGGAAGACUUCAUGGAGAAGCUGGCACCCACCCACUGGCCCCCUGAGAAACGGGUGGCCUACUGCUUUGAGGUGGCAGCUCAGCGAAGCCCCGAUAAGAAGACAUGUCCCAUGAAGGAAGGAAACCCCUUUGGCCCAUUCUGGGAUCAGUUUGAUGUGAGUUUCAAUAAGUCUGAGCUCUUUGCUGGCAUUUCCUUCAGCGCCUCCUACAAAGAACAAUGGACACAGAGAUUUCCUCCAAAGGAGCAUCCAGUGCUUGCCUUGCCAGGGGCACCAGCCCAGUUCCCUGUCCUAGAGGAGCACAGGUCACUCCAGAAGUACAUGGUGUGGUCAAAUGAAAUGGUGAAGACAGGAGAGGCUCAGAUCCGUGCCCACCUCAUCCGUCCUUAUGUGGGCAUUCAUCUACGCAUUGGCUCUGACUGGAAGAAUGCCUGUGCCAUGCUGAAGGACGGGACUGCGGGCUCGCACUUCAUGGCCUCUCCACAGUGUGUGGGCUACAGCCGAAGCACAGCAACUCCCCUCACCAUGGCCAUGUGCCUUCCCGACCUGAAGGAAAUCCAGCGGGCUGUGAAGCUCUGGGUGAGGGCACUGAAUGCCCAGUCAGUCUACAUUGCCACAGAUUCUGAGAGCUAUGUACCCGAGAUCCAGCAGCUCUUCAAAGAGAAGGUGAAGGUGGUCAGCCUGAAGCCUGAGGUAGCCCAGACUGACCUGUACAUCCUUGGCCAAGCUGACCACUUCAUUGGCAACUGUGUCUCCUCCUUUACUGCCUUUGUGAAGCGAGAGCGGGACCUCCGAGGGAAGCAGUCCUCCUUCUUUGGCAUGGACAGGCCCCCUCAACUUCGGGAUGAGUUCUGACACUGGCUAGUGGCAGUCACCAACCUGAGCUGUUCCCCACCCCACCCCCCCAGCCAAUCCUGGAAGCCAGAAGUGUUGCCAGGACUGCAAGCCGCUCUUCUUGGCUGCCAGAGACAGAGAACAGCACCGGGCACUCCCUGGAUGAGGAAGACAUCCCUUCCCAGGCUUCCAGACCUGCUGGAAGUUCGCACAUCUCCUCCCCACAUGGGUUUCCUGCUGCUUCUCCUGGGGAUUCUGACAUUGGCAAAGCAGUCCAAUCUCUGCCCUUCGGGCUGCCCUGCUUGGAGCAGCCUGGGAUGCAGAAUUCUCUACAGAGAGAUUUUUAUAGUUUUGAUACUAGGUCAUGAUUACCCCAGAACUCUUCCUCCUUUCUAAAAAUCAGUGAAGUCACUGGGAUACUGGUGGCUCACAGCUUAUGCUCGCUACUCAGGAGGCUGAGACCUGGCAGAAAAGUCUGUGAUGCCAAAAUACCCAGCAAAAAAGACAGGCUGGAGGCAUGACUCAAGUGAUACAGCGCCAGCCAAGCCAGGAUGAGAUUCUGAAUUCAAAUACCAGUACCAGGAGGAAAAAAAAAUCAAGUCUACUAGUAUAGACACCUCAAGUGACCUUAACUGAGUUUGGGUGGAGCCCAAGCUUAGUGGGUGUCUUGGUCACUUUUCCAGGUGUCCAUAAAGUGAGCCUCAGACUCAUCCCUGCCACCUGGCCAGCAAGGAAAUUCUUACUCAUAGUGUCUGGGGUCGUAUUCGCCUCCAUUGUAAACUAUGCAAAUGGGAGUUACCUGGCAUGGUGCUGCUGGGUGCUCCUAGACAGCUACUGCCACUGCCACAUCAAGCCCAGCAAUCAUCAAUCAAGCCCAGUGCUCCCAGGGCCUGCUGGGAGUUGGCUGCCCCCACCAACCUGGCACCAUAGGCAUUAACGUGCACCACUUGGUGGUAAAGGCUGUUGCCCCCUCCAAGAGCCUAUGAGUAGGAUUUUGUUCUCUCCCAGCCUCUGCCCUGCAGCUACAGCCCUCAGAGGCUGUGCACGACCAAACAUUCACCAAGCUUCUCACCCAUACAAGCUUAGGACCCAGAAGCCACCUGGGUUUGGAAGCAGCCUCAGCCUGUGCCCUUUGCUGGUGCGUAGGUGUUACACUCCUAAAGAUAUUGGUCUCAGAUGCUGCAGUUC
Perognathus longimembris pacificus (Pacific pocket mouse) is the source of this 2401-nucleotide messenger RNA. It is a transcript of the gene Pofut1, whose product is annotated as protein O-fucosyltransferase 1. Gene Ontology annotation, molecular function: peptide-O-fucosyltransferase activity. The record is from RefSeq and is a predicted model, not a curated record. Gene Ontology annotation, biological process: regulation of Notch signaling pathway; Notch signaling pathway; protein O-linked glycosylation via fucose. NCBI's taxonomy places the organism in Eukaryota, Metazoa, Chordata, Mammalia, Rodentia, Heteromyidae. Bases 59 to 1234 code for a protein of 391 amino acids. Gene Ontology annotation, cellular component: endoplasmic reticulum. The transcript has 7 exons.